Caenorhabditis sp. 36 PRJEB53466 is the source of this 3241-nucleotide messenger RNA. The record is from the annotation of a GenBank genome assembly. Lineage: Eukaryota; Metazoa; Nematoda; Chromadorea; Rhabditida; Rhabditidae.
AUGGUGCAUUACAAACUGUCCUAUUUCAAUGCUCGAGCUCUCGGUGAGCCCGCUCGUCUUAUUUUCGCACUUUUCGACGUUCCUUAUGAGGAUUAUCGAGUGACUGUUGAGGAGUGGAACGAACUUAAGAAAAGUAAGCAUACAAUUUCAAAGAACGACUUCUAUUUUAUGACUUCAGAAACUCCGUUUGGUCAAUUGCCAGUUCUUGAAGUGGACGGAGUCGAGAUCGGACAAUCUAUGGCUAUUACUCGGUAUUUGGCCAGAAAAUUUGGAAUCGCCGGUAAAACUCCUGAAGAUGAAGCCCAAGCCGAUGGAAUUGUCGAUCAAUAUAAGGACUUUGUGGUCGCAUUCCGUCAGUUUACUUCUAGAACUUUCUUCGGAGAAGGCCCCGACGUGAUUGUUCGUUUAUUGCUCAAAAGUUAUAGAACUCUCAUAAAACGUUUAGAAAAAAGUGAGAGCCGAAGUGGUGGAUCCUGCAGUUCAACCGUACUUGGACACCAUUAAAAGAUUUCUGGAAAAGAGCAAAUCCGGAUAUCUGGUCGGAGACUCUUUGACCUGGGCCGAUUUGGUGGUGGCCGAUAACUUGACGAGUCUCAUUCGUCAUGGUUUCAUAGAGAAGGGAAACGAGAAGAAGUUGGCCGAAUUCCACGAGAAAAUCCAUUCGAUCCCAAAUAUCAAGAAGUAUGUGGAGAAGAGAAUCAACAAUGCUAUUUGAAUUUUAUCAGUUGUAGUCACAGAAAAUAAAAUGUUUUUACCUGAAAUAUUGUUUGUCUACUACGUGACUUUCGUCAGUUUUUCUUCACCAAACAUCAAGCCAUCGUAUCAUCUUCUACGCGUACAAAAACCUCAAAAAAACACUUCUUUUCAAUUUUGAUUGCAGUCCAAACUGGGUCGUCGGCACUUCUUCAGUCUUAACGUGUUCGCGAUAUCAGCUUCUAUGAAACAUAAAAUUCUAGUACUGAAACUUUUUCGUUCGAAACUAACGAACUUUUCGAAGCCAAGACAAAGACGAAGAACAAUAAAGCGUGCGGCAAUGUUGCAAAAACUUAAUUAGACCAAAAUUCAAUGUUUGUGUACGGCCGACUGUGCAAUGACCAGAAACCAAUUGAAAAUAAUGUCAGUCUGAACGACAUCAAAGUUCACUUUGUGACCGGAAAUUAUUGAGAAUUUCAUCUUUUCACUUUCAAACUGAAAACUCCCUCGUUUGUGGCUGAAAGGCAUUUGAACCUUGCGAAGUUGCAAACGCGCUUCAUUGAGGUUUUUUGUACAAAAAGUACUCAGGGAUUUGAUGUGAGGAAACAGCGGCGGAAGAGGCGUUUUUAGGAAACCGUGGCGGAACGCUGUUUCGCCAAACUCAAAUCGUGGCGAGACCACUGCGGCGGCAGCUUCGGCGAAACGGCGGCGGAACGCCGUUGCAACGGAAAACGACGCAGUGUUCUGAGGAAACGGCGACGAAAGAGUAAACAGGGAGGCAACAUCGGAAUAUCGGACGGUCGUUUUUCUUUCGCGCGGCAUUUUUCUUGUAUCUUUCUCGUGCAAAAUCGUUUCGAAAGGUGAAAGUGUGAUUUUUUUUAGGCCAGCACACAAUUUCCACCGAAAAUAUGAGUGACGCAAUGCUGCCGCGCUUUCAUUCGCCGGUAAGCUCGAAUUUUGCCCGAAAUCCGUUCGAAACAUUAAAUUUUCAGCGACCCACAAUGAAGUCUCGGUGAGCUACGAAAAAGAGGUGCUGCGCGACAUUUGCAACGGAUUCAGCCGGGCGACGAAUGACUUCAUUAACGGCGAACUCGUGGACGCUCGGCGUCUUCGUGGCCGCUGUCACCGUGUUUCCCAUGCUCAAGCGCAGUCUCGCGUUCGGCAUCUCUCCGUUCAUUCAGAACUACGUUUUCGGGUCAGUUUUAAGGCGAUUCAUUCCCGAAAAUCGAAAUUUUUUGCUUGCAGCGACUGAAAUAUCGUCCAAUCGAUAUCGACCGUGCUCGCCGGCGGUCUCCUCUGGCUCAUCUUCGUGCAACUGCCCCGUCUGAGCAUCAAAACACUGUUGAAGUACAAGAAAUGGAUGACACCGCUCGGAAAGGUGUCGAAGCCGACGAAGCUGUGGCUCGGAGUGCUACACAUGAUCUCGAUGGCCGAUCCGAUGCUGCACUCAUUUCAGGAAGCGCUCCCACCUCUUCCGGUGCCGAAUCUCGACGAUGCCGUCAAAGAGGUAACACAAUAUCCGCCGCUGUUUCGCCGCCGUUCCGCCGCUGUUUCCUCACAUCAAAUCCCUGAGUAAUAAUUUUUAAUAUUUUCUCCUGUCGCUGCAUUUUUUCUCUUAGUUUUCUAUCAUAAUAUUAAUUUUCUAAUGGGAAUAUUUUCAGACAUCCUUUUUCUGCUCAAAAUGGCGCCCAAGACUAUCUUUAUCACCGGAGCAAACCGCGGAAUUGGCCUGGGACUCGUCCGUCAUCUUCUAAAAGUUUCCGGCGUCGAGACGUUGAUCGCAGGAGCACGGAAUAUCGACGGAGCCGCAGUACGUUUUAUUACCGCUAAAAUGCUCAAAAAAAAAAUUCGGGACAUCUCUUGAUCGUACUUCCAAAAGUUAAUUUAAAAAAAAACUAACCGAUUUCAGGAGCUUCAAGCGCUUGCCAAGGAGGAUCCUCGCCUUCAUCUUCUCGCCGUCGAUGUCUCGGACGAUGAGAGUCUCCAGAACUCCGUCAGGACCGUCGGCCAAAUCGUCGGAACUCGCGGUCUGAACCUUCUGAUCAACAACGCCGGUGUCAUCGAGCCGUACGGAACCGCUUCUGCUCCGAACCGCGCCACAGUGCUCCGAACGAUCGACGUGAACGCCGUCAGCGCUCUUCUGGCCACUCAGUACUUCCUCCCGCUGCUCCAGAAGGCGGCUGCUCACGUGGACGGUGAUUUGCUCUCGCCCGACCGUGCCGCCGUCAUCAACAUUGGAUCGGACUGCUCCUCCCAGGCCCUCAACUUGCGCGGCUCCGGACCAGGAAACUCGUUGCUCGCCUACAAAAUGAGCAAGGUGGCAAUGCUGAGCUUCGCCCGGUCGAUGGUCGCCGACUUCAAAACGCUGAAUAUUCCGGUGCUGGUGACCACAAUUCAUCCCGGAUGGGUCCAGACGGAUAUGGGCGGCGCCAAUGCCGAGAUCACGACCGACGAGUCUGUUGGACACAUCGUCGAGAGCAUCGGAAAGCUCAACGCGAGCCAUCACGGAGGGCUUUUCAACCGUCAACUGGAGCAGAUGCCCUUCUAA